GGCGCAGUCAUCGCGGAGCUCGCUCGCGCUCGCGGCUAAGCUCUCUCGAAAGCUUUUUCUCUAUUUGCUCCCUCGAUCUCUCUUCUUGCUCUAUCCCUUCCGAUACUCCGACCACGACGUUAGUUUGACUAGGCGGAUGUUCCACGACACACUCUAGCAGCUCGAAAAGCAAGCAUGACUCUCACGAGGCCCGCACUCUUCUCCUUCCACUUUGAGCAUAAAAAAUACGCAACUGCGAGCACGCAUGGAAAUCUCCGAUGAGAUCUAUGAAAUGAGGGAUGCGGUUUUGCAGAAACGAAAUAAUAACGCGGCGACCUUGAAAUCGAAACCAUCCCUCGAAAUUUAUCGACCGCCCGGUCAGUACGGCGUCAGAACGGACGGAACGACGGCUAAUGCAACGACCAAUCCCCAAUUGAAUGUACACGCCAAGGAAUUCACCAUGAAGCACAACGACCUACACUUACACAAAUCCCAGCCCAACUCGGCGGAGCGCCCGUACUAUCUGCAGCACAGCAAGUCCAGCGGCAACGUUCACCGUUACCUCUACGCUCAGCAGCAGCAGCAGCAGCAGCAGCAGCAUCAACACCACGCAGCGCAGAUGCACUACCCGUUGCAGCACCAACUGUCGCCAGGGCCACAUCACCAUCCGUCCGGCUAUCAUCCGCUGAUGGCGGCUGCCACGCAGAUGCACCGACAACCGCACGCCUUGAACACUUCCGCCUCGAGCGGCAACAUUUUACACAAUUCCGGUCGAGUUCACUUUAGCGUGGACGCACACGAAAUGAAAACUCCGACCCCGAAGCCGGGGAAGCUCACGAAAUCCUUGUCCUUUGUUUCGUCGUACGGCUUGAGACGUUCCAAGAGUUUCACCGCGCCCGAAGUCCUGGCGAACAAGGCCAUGAGCAUCGCCGACGCCUUGGAACUUGGCAAGUUUCCUGCCGACGUGCAAGAAACACUGAUCAAAGCGAUCGACGAUCCAAACGUUUUGAGCGCACGAGUGCUCAUGGAGCUCGUGCGGCACAUUCUGGAGCGUGUCAUCGAGAAUCAGCGCUGUGCCGCUCCGGCAGCCAAGAUCUGUAUCACGAUCAUCGAGAAAGAAGUCAAAGAGACGUUUCUCGAGUCUUUGCUCAACACAUGCCAGCAAUGGUACCAAGAGCGUAACAGAUUCCUUCAGGACCUAUCAUCCUGUCAUCACUUUUCAGCUUUUAUGACAUUCCUCAAUGAAAUGUACUGUCAGCUGAAACGACGUCAGCUGCAGCUGAAGACGCAGCAGGAAGGCGUUCCUCCCGGACGCGUCCUCCUCACGUUGCUCUACAAGUGCUGCCAAGAUUGCCUCCGUCCUCCGAUGAUCAAUUCAGCCGCGGAGGCGAACUGUCUGUUCUUCAUUCUGACGUGCAUCGGCAAGGACCUCGCCACCGAGCUACCGGCGCAGCUCCAGCAGCUGUUGGGCGGCGUGCGCGACACCUUCCUGAAGCAGGACACGGCGCCGCCGCCGGUGCGCAAGACGCUGCUGCAGCUGAUCGAGCUGCACGCCGCGCACUGGCAAUUGCCCGCUCCGGCGGUGGUCUAUUACUAUCCGGGCUCGUCCAAAUGACGAAGGCCCGGCUGAACGAGCAACAGCAGCAACCAUCGUGCCAUUGUACUUUGCGUCGUCCUCGAAGCGCGACCUCGCGCGCGCUGCGCCCGGCGCGAAUCGAAGGGCGACGGCUCCGGGUUCGUCGCGUAGAGUCCGAUCUACUCCGACUUGAAUUCGUUUAGCGAGGCUCUCUUCGUUUUGCGCUUUCGGCGCGCGGGCGACGUCGCGGUUUUCACCUUUCGCGGAUGGACAUUAUACUUAUGUUUCCUUUCUUUCCUUCUUUUUCUUCUUUCCCUCUUCGACGUGAGCCGCGUGCGCGCGAAGCGAUUGAAUUUUUAUAUUGGAGCAUUUACAUAUGAACGUACGGCAACGCUGUGUGAUACACACACGGAUACGAAAGAAGUUGUAUAGCAAUCGCUACUGCACCGCGCGGAGAUUGGUCGCUUGUCUCUGCGCUCAACUUCUGAUUGGUGGUUGUGCGGCAAUUUUUGUAUACGUUGUAAAUUCUCGAUCUACUCGAUACAACCCCGACAAAAUCUAGUCUGAACUUGUGUGAAACAAAUUGCUGCUGCGUAUUUCAGAUUCUUCUUUUCUUUUUCUACCUAGUUAGUUUUGAUGACCAUGCACCUUUAUAAUCAUAUUUAGUUUGCGUCGCUUUAGUGCGUGACGAGAGUCACGCGCGCACAUUUUCGUCUCAAUUUCCUUCUCGUUUCACUUGUAAAUCGCAUUUAUAUAAUUUGACAAACGCAGACACUUAGAACGUAAUUUUUUUUGUAAACCCAGACACGUGGGUAUAGAAACGCAAUCUCAUUAACAAUUUUUAUCGAUAAAAUAAAAUAAAAAAAAAAAAAAAA
Messenger RNA from Phymastichus coffea, 2430 nucleotides. Its product is annotated as MIF4G domain-containing protein B. The transcript has 10 exons. Gene Ontology annotation, biological process: regulation of translational initiation. Lineage: Eukaryota; Metazoa; Arthropoda; Insecta; Hymenoptera; Eulophidae. Gene Ontology annotation, cellular component: cytosol. The record is from RefSeq and is a predicted model, not a curated record. Gene Ontology annotation, molecular function: translation activator activity; protein binding; RNA binding. The coding region runs from base 245 to 1594 and encodes 449 amino acids.